CCUGGUUGAUGGCCGCGCGAGCAGUGUCACCGCGCUAGAAACACAACUUGUGCAAGCGGCCUGCUCGCAGACAAAGAAAGUGCACCCCGUGUUCGUACACGUGAGAUAGACGGAUUUGCAUCGGAUACACUUGUGAUCGAAUUAUUUUACUGUGCGUGAUAGUGAUGAUGCACCUUGUUCUGUGAACGGCCCGGGGGUCCAAAAUGCCGGACUGCUGCGCCGCAGCGAACUGCAAAUGCACGGAUGAGUCGAGCGUCGCCUUCUUUAGGUUCCCGCUGGACCCACUCCGAUGUAAACAAUGGCUCGACAACUGCCGCAGACCAGACCUUGAGAAGAAAACACCUGAACAGUUACACAGGCUCUACAAACUCUGUGCGAAACACUUUGAGCCCUCCUUGAUCAGUAGACAUAGUGCUCUGAGAACAGUUCUGAAAGAAGGUGCUGUUCCAACCAUUUUUGACUUCACAAGCCAGUUGAACAAAUCACAGAGCUGCAACAGGAAACGAAUACGAGACCCUGCGGAAGAGGAAUGCGUGACUCCAAAAAAACCAAAAGAUGAGUCUCUCACAUCUGAAACAAAGGAGCUCUCGGGAGAGAGCAGUACAACAUGCAAUUUGGAACAAGAAGGCACUGAGAGAGAGACAGUCUCUACUUCUAAAGCCAAGGAAACUCUAAAAUUGUACUUUAAGGAGGUUCUUGCUUUCACUGCAUUUAGCAUCAGAAAGGAUGUCAAUCCUAAAGUUGUAGAGCCCAUAGGGAGCCAUGGAGAAAUGUCCAACAUCAACCCAAUUUGUGCUGAAAAAAUUGACCAGAAAGAAGUGCUGCAGCUAGCUGAAGAACUCAUGGGAAAUGAGAUGCGCAACAGUUUGAGGUCUGCUCGAUUCUUCUCCAUCCUGUUACAGGAUGUGGCUAAGAUUGAAGGGAAGGAUCAGAUACCUGUCUUUAUCAGAUCUGUUACUGUUGCAGGGUUUCCUCAAAAGCAUCUGCUGAGCUUUUUGCCUUGUGAUGUAGAUGCGGAGGGUUUAGCUUACAUGCUUUUCUCAGCCAUACGCAAUAAGUGGGGCCUGCGGAUGGAACACUGUCGGGGCCUUACGUACCUGACCACUGGAGACAUCUGCCAGAAGAUGAAAGACCUGUCUAGCAGGAUACUUCAGGAAUUUCCCCAAGUAGUUUUGGCACCCAGCGAUCCCUAUGCCUUCAAUAUGUGGCUUAUUCGUUGUAUGCCUUUCACCUACAUCCAGAAGGUGGUAGACACCUUGGAAGAAGUCGCAGACUGCCUCCGAAAGUCACCGAGUCUUUGGAAAAAAGUUGAGGAGAAAAUUUUUUCUGUUUAUGGGCACAUAAAAGGGGAGGUGGACAGAAUUAAAGAGGCUUGUCAGAACCGCUGGGAAUGUGGCGUUGAUGCAUUUCAGACCAUGUUAGACCUUUUGGAGCCGUUAUUGCGCUGCAUUAAUGAUACAAGUGCAGGUGAUCCAGAUACUGUAGAACCGAUUGCCCGUUUGAAGCCAGUACUGAAGGACUUCAAUUUCAUUAUCACGCUAGUUGUUUUAAAAAAUACACUUUGCUGUGUAAGCAUCCUCAAUCCUAGCCUCAAAGGAACAAUAAGCAUCAGUAGUACUUUGCAGUAUACUAUUUCUAAUGCCUUAAAGCUGCUCAGUAAACAACUUCAGGAGCUUGCGAUUUUCCAUAGAAAAUGGUUCUCUGAUGCCAUAAGUAGGGCGAAGAAGCUUGGUGUGGAAGUCUCCCUGCCGGAGUGUGAUGGACAAAGCAAGGAACAAAUGGUUCUAAGCUCACCAGAAGACUAUUACCGGGAGAUGCUGAGUGCUCAAGUCCUGCAGUACCUCACUGAACAAGUGAAGAAGGUGUUCAGCACCGAGAUGGUCAGGAUCCUCCGAUGGCUGUCCUUGGUGCCCUCUUACAUGGCCGACCACAAUUUCAGCAUCCGCAAGGACAAAGUGGCAGAUGCGAACCUGAACAACCUUGCCAGGCCAGAUUCGUUCUAUGAUGAACUUGGCUGUUGGGAGGUGAAGUGGAGACAUGCCAGCAAGCGCAGGAUUCUGCCCACUACAGUUUUUGGAACCUUGAAAAUACCAGAUAUCGGAUUUUAUCCCAAUGUUCAAAGCCUGCUUAAGGUCUUAGGUACCAUUCCUUGUGUGAAUGCGGAAGCUGAUGUGUAUGGACAGUAUGAUAUGGUGUUGGACCGAUACCACUCCUACCUUCAUGCCACACCAGAGGACCAGAGACUGUCCAACAUGGCAUUUGUCUACGUCAACCAAGAUGUUCAUUUCAGCAUUGAGGAGAUGGUUGAAUGCUUUGUGAAGAAGCAUCCAGAAAUUUUGCAGUUAUUGCAUAUGGAAGAUGAUGUACUUGAAACCCAAGUUACAGAGGAUGGAGGGAGAGAUGCAUCAAAAGAGGAGCCAGAGGAAGCACCGGUGAUGACAUUCAGUGUGGAGCCUGAGAAAAUGGACAGCUCUGAGUGCAGGGAGGCUGAUAAGGAAACACUGAAGGAUGCGCUGCGGACAGCAGUGACAGCAGCCUGCUGUGGCCAAAGCAAGCAUUCUGGCAAUGCCUCUGAGCAGGGGGGUGAGGUCGAAUACGUUUCUAAAUCGGAGAUGAAGGAAGUUCUCUGCGUGUGUGAGAAUUCCGUGAGGGAAGGAAUUCUCUCUGAGGUGGGAAAUUCGUUUUUCUCCCUUUUCAUUGAUCGAGUUGUGAAGCUGGGCAAUAGGGAGUAUCUCCCUCUUUUUCUCAGGUUUGUUGAUAGUUUUGAUGUCAUGAGGUUGGAGCUGAUGGGAUUUCUGGAGGCAGAUCUUGAUUGUGAUUCCAUGGUGGAGCGCCUUUUUGAUAUUGUGACUAAGGAGUGGCACCUUGAUUUUAAGUGCUGCAGGGGCCAGGCCUAUUUAGGAUCAGGUGAUGUUUCUUAUAAGCUGAAGGCUUUUGCAUGCAAAAUUCAGGAGAAAUACCCACUUGCAAUCUGCACACAUAGCUCUUGCUAUUCUUUUAAUACCUGGUGGUCAAAGUCAAUACCUGUUCCUUCCAUCACAAGAGCACUGGAGACAAUGGAGGAGGUUAUAUUGUUUUUCAGCAGUGAUACUGUGCUGGAAAAGCAGUUGGACCAAGUGCUAGCUCUUGGUCUUAGAGAGAGCUAUGAAAAAAUUCAAGAACUACAGGGAAAAUUCUGUUCUAUUUGGCUUGAGAUGCAUGAUUCAUAUGAGGUUUUUGUACAGAUCUUAGAGCCAUUAGUUGACUGUUUGGAGAAAAUCAAGAACAAUAAACCACAAAGGUGGAAGGCCAACCAUUCAGAACAAGCAGCAAGGUUAUUGUGGUUGAUCAAGGACUUUGAUUUUAUUGUACCAAUGGUAGCUCUGAAGAAUGCCUCCUCCUUUACUAAAGAACUUAGUUCAGGACUCCAAAAAGAUCACUUUAGUGCUGCAUCUCAGCUUUGCCAGAUAAGCGGCAUUGUGGCCACCCUCAAUAGGGUGAAAACCAACAUCAAGGUGUUCCAUCAGAAUUGGUUUGAUGAGGCAUGUGCAGUAGCACAAAGCCUUGCCGUCCAGAUCAAAGUGCCUGAUAGUAUUUGCACACCCAGGGAUGGCUUGCAGAAACCAGCUGCUUUCUACAAAGAUGCACUCAGUGUUCCUCUUGUGGACAACCUCAUCAGUGCAGUGAAGGAUCAUUUCUCAGAUCACCACAAGGAGGCCUUGAAUUUCCUCUCUCUGGUCCCUUGUUCUGUAACUGUGAGCUACAUGUUUGAAAAUCUAAAGUCAAAGCCUCCACUGUAUAGUAGUGAUCUUCCAGACCCAGACAACUUCUUUACAGAACUGUGCUGUUGGAGGGUAAAGUGGAAGACCAAGGUAGUGAGCGUAGCCAUUCCCAGCACCAUUUUUCAGACACUUCGUCUGCCAGUGAUGCAAUACUUCGGGAACAUUAACACUCUCCUGAGGAUCAUGUGUGUGUUACCCAGCACAGCUUUGGAGAACUGUGGAGAUUCUAUGCCCCACAAGAUUUUUCAGGACUACCUUAAGGAAACCCCAAGUAAGGACAGGUCUCCGUUUUUGGCCAUGUUGCAUGUGGGAACCAAUUUCAGCAGGGAUUUGGACAGGAUGGUCACUCAGUGCAUGAAGAUCACCCCAAAGGCACUAGAGGGCCUCUGCUUGGAUAAAGAAUCCAAAAGUUUGAAAAACACAGAGACAAAUAUGGAAGUUGAUAAAGAUGGAAUAGAGGACUCUGAAAUUUUACAACCAACAGAGCAAAAGGUAGACCAUCCUUCAAAGUUGGUGGGUGAGAAUGGCCAUUCUGGAGACUACAGGCAGACGUUGGAAAUUGUGUUCAAACAAGCCAUACAGCUGGGAAGAAGAAAGUGUCUUUUUUCAGAAUUACCUAAGGAAGAACAACAACUGGUGCAGCAAGAGCUCAGCAUGUGUCACUGGGGAGGAAGAGAUGGAGAACACAUCAGCAACACUAACACUGAUGAAAUUCUCUCGAUUCUUAUAGAUUCCGUUAGAAAAGUAGUUCUUUCUGAGGUUCGGGCAUCGCCGUUUUUCUCUCUCAUCACAGACAAAGUUGCUGCAAUUGCAGGUAAAAAAUACCUGCCCAUAUUCGUAAGGUACGUUGCAGAUUGCGUACCCAAAGUCGAAUUGUUAGGUUUCCUGCCCUUUGAUGAAAAAUGUGACCAUGAUGUGCAAGCAAAGUUCUUUGAGGCGAUUCUUACAGAAGACUGGGGCCUUCAAAUGAACUACUGUCGUGGACAAGCAUACAUGCGAUUUGAUGCUGGCAGUGCAAGCCUUAAGAAGCUAUCUUUUAAUAUUUUGGAAAGAUAUCCCAUGGCAGUGAACACCCCGAGUGAGUCCUGUGGGCUUGCGUAUUGGCUAGUGGGAGGUUUGCCUUGUACUGCUGUUACCAAAGUGCUGGACAUAGUGGAGGACCUGCUGAUGUUUUUUGACCAGUGCCCCAAGUUGGAAGCAGAGUUGGCACAGGCUGUGGAUGAGCUGCUGAACACACCAAGGGACGCCCUAGCUGAAGGUCCAGAAACCUGCUGUUCCCGAUGGAAAAAGAGAGAAGACUUUUUUGACAUACUGGUAGACACUUUAGAUGGUGUCCUCAGAUGUUUGGAUUCAGUGAGUACCAACAUUGGGGGAGUGUGGACAAACACCAUGUCACUGCAUGCUCGCAUGCUUUCAGUAGCAGUAAGAGAGGCUGAUUUUGUCAUCAUGCUGGUGAUACUGAAGAGCACCUGCUCCCCCAUAAGGAACUGUAGCACAGUGUUUCGAUGUGGUAACCCUGCUGACAUCAUCUGCGAGAUAGAUAAGAUUGUUCCAAUCAUUGAGUGUCUAAGUAACACAUUAGAGAAUAUUAAUGUGGUACAUACACCCUGGUUUGAGGAAGCAACUCAGCUGGCCACCAGAAUUGCUGCUUCUCAAAUCAACUUUCCAGCAGAAUCUAGCAGCUUCAGUUCACCUGAAAACUAUUACAAGGAGACUUUGACCAUUCCUUUGCUGAGCGGUCUCAUAGAAGAGAUGAAGUACAACUUUUCUGAGAUCCACUUGAAGGCUCUAAAGGUUUUGUGUCUGCUUCCAACUUGCAAUCCACAGGAUAUGGUCUCUGAAAACCUACCAAGUAUGUAUCAGAUUGACCUUCCAGAAUCUGAUGUACUUGAACAGGAUAUCACUAACUGGGCAGGGGUUUGGAAAGAGAAAUUUCAGGAUGUUUCACCGCCAGCUUCUGUGUCCGAGACCUUGCUCCAUCCUGAAUCAAAAAGCCACCCCAAUGUUAGCACUCUGCUGAAAGUAGUUGCGGUGCUGCCAAGUGUGAGCAUGGAAUGUGAUCUUAUGAAAACGACUUUAAAUUCCAUGAGGGCUUUCCUCAGAACUGGUACCAGUAAACACAGCAAAACAGACAUUGCUAUGCUUCAUAUGUAUCAUGCAACUAUUCAACCUCUGGAGGACAUUGUUAGCAGGUGCAUUGACGUGCACCCAGAAGGACAGGCACUGAUUCAUCAGUUACAAAAGAAGAUCAGAAGCCUGCAGCUUGAAAGUGAAUUCAGCACGGUGGAGAGCAAUCCCGAGGAGACCAUUGAGCUACAGCUGGCCUUGAAUAACACUGCUAAAUUGUACGCAGUGGGUGAGCAGCACGCAGUGGACGACAGAUUAGGUCAGAAGCAGACUGUGUCCUUUUAUUGUCCCUCCGUGCGAGAAGAAAUCCUCAAGGAGCUAUGGGACUCACAGUUUUUUGCAGUCAUUACACAGCAGGUGGUAGAAGUAGAUGCUGUGUCCUACAUCCCUGUGUGUGUCAGGUACUUGGACAAACAGGACGUUCAGUGUGAGGAAACCCUUGCUCUCAUCCCCUUCAGCUCAGAUCCUGUAGCCUUUGCAAGCACCAUGGAGAUGGCACUGUCUGAGAAAUGGGGGCUGAAUAUGGAGUUCUGUAGGGGACAGGCCGUGUUGAGCACUGGAAAUGUCGGCUCUAAGAUGAGAGCCGCGUCUGCUGUUGUAUCCAAGAAAUACCCGAUGGCUGUACGCACAGCCAGUUCUGCUGUAUCUCUGAACGUGUGGCUUGCCAGAUCCCUUCCUGAUGUGAGUAUGGCUCGCUGUGUGGUCACUGUAGAAGAGAUGCUGAAAUGGUUGUCAGAGGGUGCUCUUCAGGCCAAGCUGGAGGACAUGAUCACCUGGACCUUCCGUCAGGACGAAGGAAAGGCAAACGAGCUGAGGGACAAGCUGGGCAGUGACUGGUGCAGGAGCCACAAUGUUUUUGAAGUUGUGGUAGAGCUUCUGGAAGUAGUGAUGCAUGUUUUAUAUGAAGUGAUGAGAAGUACAGAGAAUGACUGCCAGUGGGGCCAGGCCCAGCUCUUGUCCAGCGUUAUCAGAGAUUUUGAGUUCAUUUUUACAAUUACGGUACUGAAAAACAUCUUGGGCAUUACCAAAAACCUUAGUCAGAGUCUUCAGGGCAAGCCCUUGGAUAUGGUGACAGCUGUCAAUUGCUUGCCUGCUGUCCUGGCUUCCUUGAAUGAGGUAAAGUUGGGCAUGAGUGUUCACCACGAAGCCUGGUUCAGAGAAUCCAUGGAUCUCGCUGCAAAGCUGCAUGUUAAACUGUUGCAUCCUGGGCUUCAGAACGCGUUGAGAGAUCAUUACAGAAACAGUGUGAGCCUGAAGGCAGUGGAGCACUCUAUUGCUGAGGUCACCGAGCUCUUCUCAGACCACACCUUGAGUGUCUUCAGAUGUCUGACAAUUGUGCCUUAUGUCAUGUCCAGAAUGGAGGACAGCUGCCCGGAAAAUGAAAUAAUCAGCGUCUUCAAAGAGGACCUUCCUGACGCGAGCUCACUAUCCAGUGAGGUAACAACAUGGAGAAGGAAGUGGACUGACUCCAUGGGUGGCUACUUGCCCGCCACCGUGCUGGAUACUCUGAAGCUUUUUGACAUAAGGUGCUUUGGCAAUAUUGAAACGCUCCUAAGGGUGCUGGUUGUGCUACCGUUUGCACGGAAGGAGAGCACUUUCAGACAAGCAAGAAGGAGCCUUCAGGAAUUUUUGCAACAGAAGACGAGGUCCCUCUCAGAGCUCUAUCCUCUAUAAACUAUUUCUGCAUUGCCCUUGAGAGCCCACAUGUCCAAGUAGGAUUACAUUAGGAUGUUAUGUACUGCUGAUCCAUCUUGUCUAGAUUUUAGAUUUAACCUAACUUUAAGUUUUGUUUUUUUUUUUUUUUUAAAUGAAAGAUUCACCAGGUUGGUAGAGCUUCAAAUAGUCCCCCCUCCCCCUGAAUCAUGUUUUUUGUUUAUGUUGAACAUGGAAGACUGCCUAAUGGGACCAAUAAAUUGCCAAAAAUUUGCCCAUGAUGGGCUACUAAUGUUUGUGUGCCUUAAGUCUUUGUGCAUCUUUAAUGUCAGCCCCGGUCACGAGGAAUGAAAUGUAUUUAAAUAAGAGUGGCAGUCCCUUCAGGCUUUGUCAGGAUGCUUGGGAUCUUUUGGAGCCAACCACAGAACACAAUGUUCUGCAUCAGGAAAGCUAUGAUAAUUAUGCGCAUCAGAAACUGUCAAACAGGGAAAGGAAACAAAAACUGUCAGCAGCAGAGCUUUUGGUUGUGUGUGCAGUAAUCACUAGGAUGCUUUUCCUUGUUUCAUCCUUGGUUAGAAGGCACAAAUCAAAAUGCUUUAUCAUGUAGGUGUUUCACUAUUCUCCUAAAUCACUUUUGUCUCUUAAGGGAGUAAGACUUAAUUUGUGUGCUUCUUUAAAUGCCCCUAAGAAGUAAGCAUUCAUAUAUAUUUGUCAAAUAAAGCAGAGUUUGAAUGAAACUGGUUUGUCCUUUUCCUUGAAAUAUUUAGCGAGAUGUGAAGCUAGUGCAUUAGAUGGUAAGCAGCCACUAGAGGGCAUGAACACGCUGUUGUCUACGUGUACCCUUGUGAAUAUAAACACACGAUUUCACACUUUCAGUCUUAAAAAGUAGGUUUGCUUUAAUUAUUGGACUUAAAUGGAAC
Messenger RNA from Scleropages formosus (Asian bonytongue), 8461 nucleotides. RefSeq lists its product as uncharacterized. Bases 204 to 7562 code for a protein of 2452 amino acids. The record is from RefSeq and is a predicted model, not a curated record. NCBI's taxonomy places the organism in Eukaryota, Metazoa, Chordata, Actinopteri, Osteoglossiformes, Osteoglossidae. The transcript is spliced from 11 exons.